Messenger RNA from Ornithodoros turicata, 6335 nucleotides. It is a transcript of the gene Nup214, whose product is annotated as nuclear pore complex protein Nup214-like. Gene Ontology annotation, molecular function: structural constituent of nuclear pore; protein binding. Bases 292 to 6054 code for a protein of 1920 amino acids. The transcript is spliced from 36 exons. Gene Ontology annotation, cellular component: nuclear pore. Lineage: Eukaryota; Metazoa; Arthropoda; Arachnida; Ixodida; Argasidae. The record is from RefSeq and is a predicted model, not a curated record. Gene Ontology annotation, biological process: protein import into nucleus; RNA export from nucleus.
UCUACAUAGCACGGCAUGGCGCGGAGUGCGACGCGGUUUUGGAAUAUGUUUUGGAAUGUUGGAUGUCCGUGAAGUGCGUCAAGAAAACAUAAAAUGGCCAACUAGGAUUCGCAUUUGCGUUUGUGCUGUAUCGGGCGUAGUAGAAUAUAUUACUUUGAAGCGUAUUCGUGCGCAACGCUAUCUGUAAGGCGAUCGGUGAGCUUUGUAUUGGUGUAAUUUUGAACAAUCCCGCCGCCUACUCAGACAAACCACCAACAAAACUGGAAGCUCGAUUGCGGUCACUGCAAAACAAUGACAGCCACUACCGGACCAAUAAAACCUAAUCCGAACUUCUUAUUCCAUCCUUGCCGAACGUUGAACCUCACUGGUAAUGCUGCAAGUGUUGACCCUGAUGCCGUAAAUACGGUUGCUGCGUCUUCAAGAUAUGGGCUCAUAUUUGUUGGUUAUGAAAAAGGUGUCAAAAUAUGUAGACUGGAGGACAUUCUAAACUGGGAGAGUGACUGUCGUGCACCAUUUGAUAACUGCCCCAGCAUGACUAUUCCCACAUCGGACAGUGUCAGCCUAGUUGCUCUCAAUGCUGAUGAAGUCACCUUGGCUGUGGUUUUGGUUCGAGACUCUGUUCCGGUUGCUGAUAUGUACGACGUACGAGGCUUUGCACAUCAGGUUCCUGAGACACGACCAUUCUUCUCAGUACGCCUGUCAUCGAAACCCGCAGUUGCUCUGCAGGACUUUGCGUGGAACCCUGUUCAGUGCAGCAUGUUUGCAGUUUGUCUUACAGACGGAUCAGCUGCAAACUAUGAGCUCUGUGGAGAGAUCCUCAAAAUGCAUGGUAAUAUUCCUGCUGCUACUGGAGCAAGAGCAUUGGCUUGGAGUCCUAAAGGAAAACAAGUGGUGAUUGGGAAGCAGGAUGGUAGUUUGGUUCAGUAUAAGCCAACCAUGCAAGAAGCAAAAACUUUACCCCCACCUACCAUCUUUGAAAAUCCCGUGCAAGUCAUGAGCGUAUGCUGGAUCGCCCCAACAGUGUUUGCUGCUGUGUAUCUUCCAUCUGGAAAUGUUGAUGACACACAGGCUGUGCUUGUCAUCACCGCAUUCUCUAAAACUACACCCGUGACUUAUACAACAUUUGAGGAACUGUGUCUCAAGACUGGCACCCAUCCAAAGGAGAGGUUCUGGCUCUACCAUCAGCCUGACUGGGGCAUACUCAUGUUUGCUUCACGUAAUUCCAAUGAAACUGCUGUACUAGGUUGUACUUCUGCAGACAAGAUGAAGUGGGAGCAGUGGGAACUAGACAGUGAUGGACGGGCAGAAGUGCCUUUGAACAAGGGUGAAGACACCUUUCCACUGGGCUUUGCUGUCAUCUACUCAUCACAAAGGAAUAUUGUUGGAAAACUUGAAACAUGGCCACCAAUGCCAAUACUGCUUCUGUUUUCUACUUCUGGAGCACUUUCUCCUUUCCACAUGAAAAAUCUUGCUCCGGGGGUUCCAAGUCUUGUGCGGCCACCAGAGCCUCUGUGUACAGAUGGCCAAAGGAAACCCAUGGCCAAUGCUCCUCAUAUUGAAGCACCUCGUUUGACAUCUGAGAGUGUUGUUACAUCCACUAAGAUUACGUCGAGCCAGCCGUUUCCAGUUGUGCCAUCAAGCCCACAGUUCCGAUUUUUAGUUGCACCCACUUCCAGCCCUCUGCAGCCCUCAGCUCCAACAGUGGCAGCACAUCCCUCAUUUGUUGCUCCUAGACCAAUAACCCCCCAGUCUUCUCAGCCAUUCUCAUUGUCCACAAGCACUGCAUCAUCAGCUUUUACGUUUGGCUCAAGUGGUGGGAGUUCCUUCAACUUUGGUUCGACUUCUGUGUCUACCACAAAAGCAAUCAGUGCCCCACUUUCUUUUUCUUUUUCCAACGUCGUAAGUAAACCAACUGCUAGUAUUUUUGGUGUCCCAUCCACGACCGUCGUCGGGGGCGGAUCAAUAUUCCCGACUGAUGCUUUUUCGAGCAAGCCCUCGCCACCUGCUGUCACUCUGGGUUCAAAGACACCGACAACUUUUAGCGCUCCUGCAUCAACGGCACCCACUGGAAGCCCAUUUUUGUUUGGGAUGGCUACAACACCAGUGACAAACACAGCUGUGUCCCCAGGUUCAGCGUUCUCUUCUGUGCCUAAACCUGUGCCUAAACUUUUGCCAUCUGUUCCACCGUCGCAACAACCAUUGUCAACCACGACUGUGGCUACAGCAGUAACUUGCAGAAACACCAAGCAAGCAACACACACGGCUACAAGUUUCCAACAUACGAAGAAGCAAGUUUCUGAACCAUCUGAUCCCUUAGUCGCUCCAUCGGAAUCAGCUUCCAAGAGUAUCUCAGACAAUGCCAUUGUGUCUGCUAUAAUGGAAGAGAUUACAGCAUUCCAGAAAGAACUGAAAGAAUUUAAAGAACAGGUGUGCAAGGCAGCAGCAUCAUCUGGCACUCAAGCAGACAUGAACAGGCUGAUGGAAAAUGGCAUCAAUAUGGAGGAAAUGGGGGAGGAAUUGAAACAAAAGCUUAGUGGGCUCAACAAUGAUGUGCACAUGCUCAGUUCGCUCAUCUUGGAAGCUUUCGCUGCUGUUGAAGAGGGACGAACACAGGAGCUGCGCAACCAUGAUCCGCGGUUCGUUGGGUUACUUUACAACAGACGACUGGACCCGAUGACUGCCCAGCGCUUGUCAGAGAUACGCCAGCUUCACCAAUACCUGGAGUCUCAAUUACGAGACGUGCACAUGCGCCUCGAUUUGGACUGGGAAGAGUACAUGACGAAACAGAAGGAAAAGUGCAGGGUUAUUUUACCAUCGGCUCAGGCGAUGUACGAGGUGAUCCGGCACUGCCGCAACACAUCGCAGUCGCUUACAGUCCAAGUGGAUGCGCUAUCACGCAGGAUAAAGGAAAUGAAAGCCCUGGAAAAGUUUGGCACACAGUCUGCUCACUGGGAUAAGAUUAUAAAAGGAAACCAAUCCAAUGCAGAUGAACUGUCGGCAUUGGCAGACACCCUUCUCUGGACAAGCCUGUCGAACAAGGAUGGCAGUAAAUCUGCUACCAAGGCUACACCUUUGUCUCUUCGAAAGCAGGCCCAGUUGGCUGAAUACUUUGGCCAACAGAGUGCAACACCUGUGAGGGCACGUGUUAUAGGGAAGCUGUCGGAGUCCCGCCUCCUUUCUAAGCUUUCUCUUGUCACGAGUGAAUCUUCACGUGCAAGCGAGAAGAAAGACGUCUCGAGUCCGAUGGGAGCUGAUGAAAAGUCCAGCGCUUUGCACACUCCAGAACUGAAAAACGGUUCCUCAGCUUCAGAAGCAAGCAAGGAAACAGAGAAUCAGCUGGAGAAGACAACGCGAGAAGAGAAUAGAGAGAGAAAGAACGUGGAAUCAUUCUGUAUUCCUCCAUUUGCAUCAACACCUGUCAAGGGAUUCCUCCCUCCCAUCAGUGGCAUUCCUCAUGUCCAAACAACAGCUGAACCCACUAGGGUGCCUAUUACCAAGGUGAUCCAAGUGUCAAUGCCACCCACAGAGAAAGCUUCAACUCCUGUUAUUCCUUCUGGUCUAACCAUUACACCCAUAACGCCUCCAGAAGCUCCUGCACUCACGAUGACGGUCACAAAGCCCACCCCUACCCGUACAGAUGCACCGACAAAGCCGUUUGGCUCUGCCUUUAUCAGUUCAACAACGGUGCCAACAGCACCUGUAUUCAGUUUUGGGAAGACUACUGCUCCCAUGGCUUUCAAUUUUGGAAGCCAACCUGCUGCCACCAAGCCUGGCUUUGUGGCUGUCAAGUCUUCUGUUCCUGGAUUUGCCUCUGCAGCUGAGACAAAACCAGAGCCUGCACAGGAAAAGGCCACAAAAGCUGAUGGUUACGAAGAUGUAACUCCUUCUGGAUCUCCUCAACCAGUUCAGAAGCCUGCAAGUGUGUCAGAUGCACCUACACAGCAUCAUAUAAAGGAGAGCAGCAUUCCAACAUCUGUAACACCUCCUUCAGGAACUGUGCUUCCAGCAGCUCUGACUUCCACAAAAGCAGCAACCACAGCAAUGGCUACUGCUGUCACAUCUUCGGUUUUUUCCUUUCCUAUUGCUACAACUUCCACUACUUCAGCCCUCUUCAAGCUAAACUUUGGCCAAUCUGGCACAAGUAAGAAAACGAGCAUUUUUGGGAACACGCCACCGGCUACAACACAAAGUGAUCCAAGCCAAGUGACAUCUACUGUGUCAAAUUUUGGAAAAUCUCCACAGUCACCAGUCCAGAGCAGCGCUGUUGCAUCGAGUGCUGCUGCUGCAGCUGCUGCAUUUAGCUUCACAGCAGCCCUUGCAGCUAGCAGAGAGCCUGCAUCACCAGAUGUGAUUUCCUCUGUAGCAGUUCCGGUUGCCAAGCCAACGCCAAUCUCUCUCCCUUCAACUGCUGUGCAGACUCCAACCUCAUCGGGAAGUGGGGCGGCUGUCACUACAGUCGCUGACUCUGCAUUGUUUCACCCAGUGUCUGCGUUUGGAGGCUCAUCCCUUGGCCAGCCAACAACAUCUGCCACUCCUGUUUGUCCUGUGACAAGUCAACCGGCUCAGGUAUCUAAAGAUAAUGCUGAAGCUGACUCCUGCAAAGUUACUUCAACGGCAGACACAGCAGUACCGUGUAGCACUGUGUGUGUUACAAGCCAUGCAAGUACAACUACUGCAUCAACAAGCAUUGUGCUUUCACAGCCAGAACCUACAACAGUUAUAUCAGUUAGUCAGACCACGGUCCCGGCACAAACCUCUACCAGUAUUACAGCAUCUGCAGAGCAGACACAAAAGGGGUCAACAUCGUCAUUAGACCAAACACAGUCGACAACCAUCGUGUCCCCAUUUGCUCCAACUUCAUCGGUACAAGCGUCCCCCUUUGGACAAUCAGCAACAUUGUUUGGAAAACCUCAGUCAACUCCCACUUCUGUUGUUCCUGUAUUUGGACAGAGCCCUCCUGCUUUUACACAAACAGCCUCCACAUCAUCAGCGUUUGGUCAGGCAGUGACUACGACAACGUCAUCACCUUUUUGGAAGCCAUCAGCUACUUUUGGACAACCACCACCAACAUCAACUUCCAUAUUUGGCCAGCCAGUGAUGACAUCUGGCUCAAGCGUAUUCGGCCAGCCUGCAUCUUCCACACCUUCUGUCUUUGGUCAGUCAAGUGUGUUUGGCUCGAGCCAGCAAAGCACAACCACAGUCUCAUCUCCUUUUGGACAAAUGUCUACAACAUCGACCAGUGGGUCGUUGUUUGGCCAAAAGCCCAACUUUGGAUUUCAACAAACACCAUCUCCUUUUGGCCAAAGUGAAAGCCUCUUUGGACAGAAGACAUCCUUUGGCCAAUCCAGUGUCCCGGCCUUCGGUCAGCAACAGAGAGCUUCUGCAUUUGGAGAGCAGUCUCAAGAACAAGCUGCACAACAAGGAAGUGGUGGAAGCCCCUUCGGUGGUUCGGGAUUCCUUUCUGGCCUAGGGGGAAAGCCUAGUGGGGAAGGAGCACCAAAGAAUGUCUUUGGGGGCACAUUUGGCUCAGGAACACAAUCCACUGGUCUCUUUGGUAGCCAGGGGGCUUCAUCAUUUGGUUCUUCCUUCGGUGGGGGAGCAUUCUCGAGUGGUAGCUUCUCCACCGGCGGGGGCAGUGUGGCACAAACAGGCUUUGGUGCGUUUCAACAGCAGACACCAACUAAACCUGCUGCUUUUGGAGGCCCUCCAGCCUUUGGAGGCAGCCCUAGCUUUGGAGGACCACCACAGUUUGGAGGAUCCCCUACAUUUGGAAGCUCUCCUGGAGUAUUUCCGUCUCCUUUUGGAUCACCUCAACAGUCCCCUCAACAGCAGCAUACGGGCUCGUCAUUUUCUGUAUUUGGAAACACUGAAGGCCCGACGUUUGGUUCACUAGCAGCACAAGGUCAGGGUGUGCAACAACAGCAGCAACAGCAAGGCUUGAGCUUCGGCAGCACUUUUGGGAGUAGCCCCACUACUCCUGCUUUUGGAUCUCCUGGAUUUGGUGACCAAAGUGCUCCAAGGCAGACAUCAGCGUUUUCACAGUGGAGGCAGUGAGGAUAUCUGAGGAUGGUGGCCAACAAGAUAUCAUGUUUGAAGCAUUAUUCCGUCAUACACGUUGGGGUAUGCAACGCGUAUAACACUGGUUAAAUUCAAAUGUGUCAACUAGCUGUAAAGCUAGAAUAGACAAAUUAUGUCUUAUAUUUUACAAUCAACCAGAUGUAUAGCCAUAUACGGAUUUAUGGAUACGGAUAUAUAUAUGGUUUUGCAUCUCAGGAUGAAAAAUGUGAAUGAAUUUCAAUGUUUCCAUAUCCCUAAUAAAGCAUUUGCCAUACGUA